UUCGGCCAUCACCCAGACCUGCACUCGUGCGCUGGACGCCCCGUCUGUGUUAGCUGUAACGCCUUCUCUUCUCGUUCCAGUCCCCUUCUUCCCACUCCAUCCAGCCGUCGACCGGCGUCCUUCCGCUUUCAAAACAACUAUCGUCCUCCAUCUCCCCUCCUUGCCCCUCCCUUCCUCCAAUCCCGCACCGCAUGCUGUCUCCCUUUCUCCUCUACCGCGCUGCAACGUUUGCGCUCUUUAUCGUCUGCAACACGGUAAUCUGCAGCGUUGCAGCGUGGAACUUGAGCUUUGCGCAGUCAUCCAAUCACCUUGCAACUCUCGCUCAUAUCGACAGCUUCCUCAUUUUCGCUGGCGCUCUCGGUCUCCUUGUCGUUUUCCCCGUUAUCUUCAUCGAGGUCUUUCGGAGAGGUGCACUCUCCAGUCGUGUAUGGUUCGAAAUAGCAUGGUUGACGCUGUUCUGGGUGUUUAACUUUGCUGGUGCGACGGGUGUGACAGCCGUUGCACCUAGUAAAAUGUGCAGCCCCACUAGCGACAAUUCUCAUAGUUCUGGCUCUGCUUGUUCAUCUUCAAGAGUACUGAUCGCCUUUGCAUGGAUAAACACUUGCUUUCUUUUCAUGUACUUCUUUUUCCUGACUGUAUUCUCGAUCAUGCACCAGAAGGAGGAUGCGUCAGUCUGGCGAUCGACAGUGGUUGAGUUCCCGUGGUUCGAGACCAAGCAAUGUAUCAGGAGUGCACCCAACUCGCCCAUCAUGGCACGCUUUGUGAAGUCAAAAUCGCCGUCCUUGGUCGUCCCUAAGCCGAGGCGUGUGCCACCGCCGCCGCUUUUUAUCCACGGUCGGGCCGGUCUUGGCUCACGAGUGGAGAUCGAGCAUUUCACGGAUAUUGCGAGUCUUGAGGAACAGCAAUCACCUCCGUUCGUACCGGUCGCGGCGCCACCCGCAGCGUAUUCAUUUUAUCCGCAACAUGUACAGGCAACGAUGCAAGCAGCGCCAACGGUGUACCGGAGUAAUUCGUACAAUGCAGCGGACCACGGUUCGACUCCGCCUCCGAUACGUGAUUGGCCUCGUCUGAUAGGUAGUAGUAGCACGAGUAACGCACUUGGCCUUGAAGGGCCGAUGACUGAGCGUGCAGCGCAGAAACAACGUGCACCUGCACCCGUGCGAUCAAAUUCAGAAGUUUCGUCAUCGUCGCAAAAAAGUGGGCGGAUGCGUGCUCCUCCGCCUCCUCCGUUACAACUGGAACGAACGACGACGAAAGAUAGUUUAACUCAGUCAUCUGCACAGAGUUCGCCUUCACGGUCACGACCCACCGGUCCGCGAAAACGAUCAGGCUCAUCAACGUUUGUGCGUCCUCGUCCGCCACCGUUAGACCUAACGCGGAACGGCUCGACGCCGAACGUCCGUCGAUAGCAGAUAUGACCUCGACCUGACCUGACAUUCCGCCGAUAAUUACGUAUCUGUUAUUGAUCUAUACGUGCUUACACCAACGGACACGACGAGCUGCUCCCACUACUACCACGGCUGGGUCGCCUACUCCACUGUCAUUUCACCACCAUUGCCAAUAAUGCCUGCUUGCUUACCUGUUUGUAUGAACAUAUAAACCGCCAUGUCUGUGAUGCGCUGCGCGCUGCACGGUCCCGCCGCUCCUUUGUAUCAACUAAUCGCCUAUCGCUGUCAAACUUGCCCUCACCACUACACACCCGUUGUGACCCUUGCUCGUCGUACGUAGAACCCCUUGGAUAUUUCUCCUUCUCAACCAACCUGGAUUGUUGUGCACUCUUUUUCACUUAUUUUUACAUGGGGAGUUAUGUUUUAUUGGGUUGAACUUAUUUUUUCUUUCUGGAGUUGAGUUAUGUGCCUUAUAUGUCUUAUAUAUAUGGCAUGUGGUUUUUUACAGUGUUGUUGUUUAGCCGUUUAGUUGCAGUACAAGUUAAAAAAAUGGUCUAUUCAUAAACAGGAUGUGAAAUGC
Molecule: messenger RNA, 1968 nt
Organism: Fomitiporia mediterranea MF3/22
Lineage: Eukaryota; Fungi; Basidiomycota; Agaricomycetes; Hymenochaetales; Hymenochaetaceae
Exons: 7
Coding region: 192-1409 (405 amino acids)
Source: RefSeq, a predicted model, not a curated record